Haliotis rubra (blacklip abalone) is the source of this 1235-nucleotide messenger RNA. Its product is annotated as ADP-ribosylation factor-like. The record is from RefSeq and is a predicted model, not a curated record. Gene Ontology annotation, molecular function: GTP binding; GTPase activity. Gene Ontology annotation, biological process: vesicle-mediated transport; intracellular protein transport. Lineage: Eukaryota; Metazoa; Mollusca; Gastropoda; Lepetellida; Haliotidae. The transcript is spliced from 4 exons. The coding region runs from base 60 to 638 and encodes 192 amino acids. Gene Ontology annotation, cellular component: plasma membrane; cytoplasm.
GGGUCUUGCGCUGUCUCAGAUAUUAAAUAUUGACUUCUCGUGUCAGAGCUACUCAAAUCAUGGGUGUUAUCUUGGAUAAACUUGCUGACUUUACAGGCCUGUUCUCCGGGUUUUCCAAAGACCCAGCAAGAAUUCUGAUGGUUGGACUCGAUGCUGCCGGUAAAACGACGAUCCUGUACAAGCUGAAGCUGAACGAGGUGGUCUCCACCAUCCCCACCAUCGGCUUCAACGUGGAGACCGUCAGCCCCUGCAAGGGGGUCAACUUCACCGUGUGGGAUGUGGGGGGUCAGGAUAAGAUCAGACCCCUGUGGAGACACUACUUCCAGAACUGCAGCGGUAUCUUGUACGUGGUAGACACCAACGACAGGGAGAGGUUUGUCGAGUCACGGGAAGAACUGAAGAACGUCAUCGACAGCGACGAGAUGAGAUCCGUCCCUGUGGUCGUCCUGGCCAACAAGCAAGACUUGCCAGCUGCCGCCAAGUUGUCGGAAGUAGUCGUAGCCCUUCACCUUCAGAAGAUGACGGACCGGAAGUGGUACAUCCAGGGGACAUGUGCUACGACCGGGCAGGGUCUGUUUGAGGGUCUGGAGGAAAUGUCCCGACUGGUGAAAGAAUUUAAACAGAGCAAGAGGCGGUGAAGAUUUACAGACAUAAAUAACCACAAACUUAUAUCUGUGAUAAUGUCCACAAGCUCAGGGAUGACCAACUGAAGGGUAUCUGUGUUGAAACCUGAAUGGACUGAUGUGACCUCCCACAAAAAUAUUUAAUCACGUGUUUGUUUGUUCAAUACAUGAUAUGCAAGUUGGAAUGCUGUAACACGACACUGACAAGGUUUGUCAAGUCUGUAUUGUGGUGGAGGAAGCCAAAAGGAGGACCCCGCUGUUGCGACACGUUGCCAUCAGAACAAAGACUCCCAUCUCGAUGUUACUGAUUCAAUCUUAUGCCCAGUCCGUCUCCAUGGUUACCGAUCCUUACCAUGUUGUCACGUGAUGACUCGAGAUCUGUAGCGCUCUCAGUCUUUCGUUACUGUUAUACGUAUGUAGUAGUUUGUUAUAUAAUUCAUCGUGUAAAUACUCAUAUGAUUCCAACAUUCCUUGGUUUGUCUUUUAUCUGAACACGUUGUAUGGUGUUUGUGUUUUCAAUACGUGUGUAAACGUUCAUGUUUUAUUUACCCGUUGUUUUGUACUUAAAUAUGUAAUUGUAUUGUUGUUGCAAUAAAAGUUUAAUUUUUUUUU